Molecule: messenger RNA, 1213 nt
Organism: Phalaenopsis equestris
Lineage: Eukaryota; Viridiplantae; Streptophyta; Magnoliopsida; Asparagales; Orchidaceae
Product: protein TIC 21, chloroplastic
Exons: 4
Coding region: 72-1010 (312 amino acids)
Source: RefSeq, a predicted model, not a curated record
GCUUUGGGUUUUCGUAGUGUAGACCAGGCUCAGAAAUCCAGAUUCCGAGCUUCAACCGUCCGGCUCAACUUAUGCAGAUGUUGCUGGCGCCGUCGCCGUUGCGUCCAGCGGCGAUUUUCUUCGCUGGUUCUCCACUUUCGCACCCUCAUUGGCUUGUUCAAUUCUUCGGCUACACUACCACCCUAUCCUACCAUCCCCUUAGCCGGCGGAUUCAUCCCCAACCCUCUUUUCCUCCGCGUUCACGUCGGCUUGUGCAAUCCCAUAGCCACACUUCCUCCCUGUCCUCCCAUUCCCUUAGCCAUCGAAUUCGUCUCCAUGCUUCUCAUCUAUCGCUUCCGCAUUUGUUUUCCUCCCUCUCAGUACGCGCUGCUCCGGCGUCGGCCCCCUCCACAGGUUACCCUACCGCUGAUGAACAGUCCGAGAUGGCGAAGCUUGCCCAGGUUUCUAAGAGGUUGGAGAAUACAUCUAGAUACUUCAAACGGUUGGGCAGUUUUGGUUUUUGGGGACAACUAGUGUGUACUAUUGUUUCAGCGGUAAUAAUAUCAUUCUCUAACAUUGUUACUGGGAAAAUCACCUCGCCAGUUACGUUUUAUGCCACAGCUGGUGGAAUUGCAGCUGCAUUUGUAUCAGUUUUCUGGUCUUUUGGCUACAUCCGUCUAUCAGAAAGACUUCGUAAGACCGCCAAUGACCCUACAAAGGCUCCUCCACGAGCUGAUGUGAUAAAAAGUUUACGAAAUGGCAUUUUUCUCAAUAUUUUUGGAAUGGGUGCUUCAAUUCUAGGCAUGCAAGCAACUGUUGGAUUAUUGGUUGCCAAAGCUCUUACUUCAUCGGCAGUUCCAUACUACCAGGGUAUACCUCCAGGCCAGAGUCCCGUUUUGGCUUUAGAUGUGUUCUUGGUUCAGGCUUCUGCUAACACCAUCCUUUCACAUUUCUUGGGGCUCGUUUCUUCCUUGGAGCUGCUGCGCUCAGUCACCUUACCUAACUUGCAGGGUGUACCCCUUCAUUCCUGAAGUCUCAUGACCUGUCAGCCAAGUUUAUCUUAUUUGUAGUUUUUUUUUUGUUUGCUUUUGCUUUUGCUUUACUGAAGCUCUGUUUUAUUUAUUGUAGUGAAAAACAUAGAUGUUUGAGAAUUCUAGAGAAUAGUGUUUGCUUUUAUCCUCUUUUAUGUACAUGGAUUACCUAUGACAUUUAAUAGACUUAAAAGCCCCAUUAA